Molecule: messenger RNA, 738 nt
Organism: Suillus bovinus
Lineage: Eukaryota; Fungi; Basidiomycota; Agaricomycetes; Boletales; Suillaceae
Product: kinase-like domain-containing protein
Exons: 4
Coding region: 1-738 (245 amino acids)
Biological process (GO): protein phosphorylation
Molecular function (GO): ATP binding; protein kinase activity
Source: RefSeq, a predicted model, not a curated record
AUGUAUGUGGCAUUUACCAUCACUUUCCAGAAAAUACGUCAGAAAUUCUUUGUUUGGCAACAGCUGGAACACUCGCACAUACUGCCUCUGUAUGGUACUACGGACGACUUUGAAGUUGUCCCGGCGCUAGUAUGUCCAUGGAUGGAAAACGGUUCUCUCAAUGCAUAUCUGGAAAAAAUAUGGCGUAAGCAGUUACCGCCUUUGUGGCUAUGUGACCUCAUUUGGACGAUACACGAUGAAUCAGUGCAUUCUCAAAACAUUAUACACGGAGACCUUAUGCCUCCUAAUGUUCUUAUGGAUGAGAACGGCAACGCUCUCCUUGCGGACUUUGGCCUGUCGCGCCUGCUGACAGAUCACGAGACAUCUUUCUUCGCAUCUAACAGGCCAGGCGCAAUUCGUUGGGCUGCUCCUGAAAUCAUCAUACCGCUUAAUGCUGAAAGGCCCAACGAAGUUGUUGACCCAAAUCAGGCUAGCGACAUCUAUUCAUUUGGUUGCAUUAUGAUGCAGGUGCUCUCUGGCCGCCCCCCGUACUUCGACAUGAAGUUGGAGCCUCCUGUCAUUGUGGCCAAAUCUCAAGGCGAUCCGUCAAAACGACCCGAACAACCUGCAAUUUCCGAUGUUUAUUGGCGCUAUAUUGAACGAUGUUGGUCGACACAGAUCGAGACGCGGCCCUCGGUUGAUCAAGUUCUGGACUAUAUAAAGGCAGAAUACGACAGACAUAGAUUAUUUUCAAACUGA